UACACACACAUUCAAAGCGCACAUAAUACGAUAUAAUCUGUGAUGUACAUAUUGCAUAUGUAUAUUUUUCGCCUACGAUAGCCAUGCAGGCGAACUCGCUAUAUUUUUAUUUUAUUAAUUAGUUUACAAAUAAACUAAAUAUGGAACAGACUAAGGCAAAUGUGCCCAGGCUUUUUGUGUGCACCGCUAUUGAAAACAAGGAUGAAAUAGAAGAGAGAUAUGAAAGGGCUUAUAAUUUUUUUCAAUCCCUUGUGGCGGACUGCAGUGAAAAGGAAGCUCACGACGCAUUAAACAAUGCUGUAUGCAAAAAUCAUGAGGAUGUGUCUCUUGGGAUGCUUAUGUCUAUUCUUACAGAACCUCACAAUGCCACCAAAUGUUACAGAGAUCUCACUCUUAUUACUAGAGAUGGGUUAACAACUGUGCUUAACAAUUUGUCUAAUUUGAUAUUGGAAAGGUAUUUAAAGUUUCAAGACACAACCCGAAAUCAACUUUUAUGGCUUGUCAAAGAAAUGAUAAGAAAUGCAGUCACUGGUGUUGACAGUGUCUGCUGGAACUUAAUGCGUUAUGCGUCUGGUGGAGACAUCACACCAAAAAAUAUUUUCCUUGUAGAAUCUCUCUUAGACAUAUAUAUAGAUAAUCGAGUAUGGCUUGACAAAUUCCCUGUGCUUGUAUGUAUGGUGGUAUACACAUACUUAAGAUUAAUUGAAGAUCAUAAUAUACCACAGUUGAUGGCACUAAGACAAAAGGAAGUAAAUUUUGUUAUUGCACUAAUAAGAGAGCAUUUCAAUGAAGUUUUAACUCUUGGAAGAGACUUGGUAAGAUUGCUUCAAAAUGUUGCCCGUAUACCAGAAUUUAACCAACUAUGGCAGGAAAUUUUACUAAACUCUAAAACACUAUCUCCAACUUUUAAUAGUGUAAUGCAACUACUGCAAACGAGAACUUCAAGACGUUACUUACAAUCCAGAUUGACCCCUGAUAUGGAAAGAAAAUUAGUUUUCCUAACAUCUCAAGUGAGGUUCGGUCAUCAUAAAAAGUAUCAAGAGUGGUUUCAAAGACAAUAUCUAGCCACACCUGAGUCACAGUCGCUUCGGAGUGACAUGAUUCGGUUUAUUGUUGGAGUAAUACAUCCUACAAAUGAAUUACUUUGUUCAGACAUAAUACCAAGAUGGGCAGUUAUUGGUUGGCUAUUAACAACUUGUACAUCAAAUGUUGCAGCAUCAAAUGCUAAGCUGGCUCUGUUUUAUGAUUGGCUGUUUUAUGACUCUGAAAAAGAUAAUAUUAUGAAUAUAGAACCAGCUAUACUUGUGAUGCAUCACUCAAUGAGAUCACAUCCUGCUGUAACUGCAACAUUAUUAGACUUUCUCUGUCGUAUUAUUCCAAACUUUUAUCCGCCGUUUGCUGAGAAAGUCAAACAAGGCAUUUUUAAUUCCUUGCAGCAAAUAAUUGAGAAACGAGUAUUACCCAAUUUGCAGCCAUUAUUUGACUCUCCAAAAUUGGACAGAGAAUUGCGCACAACUGUCAGGGAUACAUUCAAAGAAUUCUGUAGCAACGGGAAUGGUGAAGGCGUUUCUGGUAUCCGUGAUGAGGGAAAUGACGAGUUGCCGAGAGGAGGACCAGAUGAGCCAGCAUUCUCAGAUGACGAAGACGAUGCUCCUCCUCACAUUGCUGAGGACACGGAUGAUGAUGACUUGCCAUUGUCAGAAGUACGUGCGAGAGAAAGGCCCGAAUUGGCAGCAGCUUUACCAGUAAUACUACGUCCAUUUGCCGAAACUUUAUUAGAUGAAAGAACAUUUGUAGCCGCUACUGCUUUACUAGAUGCAUGCGGUAGUCCAACUCCAACCCCGGUAGCACUUGCUGAUCUGUUCGUUGCCAUACUUCAAGAAGCUCCACCGAUGAAAUUGAGUCGUUUCCCAUCACAAACAGAACUCGACACUAUAAUGAACUCACCAAUUUUUGCCAUGUUCCAAUAUCUAGUCCCUGGUAACAGUACUGAGGGGAGACGUAAACUUGUAUUAGAAACUUUGAAAGAAAUCAAUUCCCAGGCAACAGUGCAAUGUGUGGGAUACUGUUUACUGUUUUACUUGAAAGUGUGUUACGAAAGAGAAAAGCGCGCUGAGCGAGAUCCGGUCAAAAAGCGGAAUGUUAAAUUCAAAGCAGGCGUAUACAAGGACUACUGUAGUUAUCUAGAAUUAAAAGUAGCUGAAAGUUUAGCAGAUGACUUUGAGAAGUGUCAAGAGACUGAUGCUAACAUACUGGUGUGGUUAAUACAAGAUGUAUAUAGAGAAUAUAAAGACCAAGUACAGAACCACAUCAGAUUGCUGCACAUAAUAGUUUCAACACUAGACGCUGGACAACUGCAGCGUCUUGUAUGUCUUACACUACAAGGCAACCUAAUGAUGUUCAAAUCUGAUGACAUAACAACUAUGCUGUCAACAAGUCUCAGUUGGGAAACGUUUGAACAAUACUGUCUCUGGCAACUUUUGACAGCACACGAAAUAUCCGUAGAAGAUGUAUUGCCUAUAAUUCCGAAAUUAUCAUAUAAAGAGCACGCAGAGGCGUUGACUUCAGUGCUUUUAAUGUUGAAACAGGAGCGUCCUACAGCAGACGUUGUUAGACAAAUGUUUUGUAGGACGGUGGAGGAAGAGGAUACGUUUGUUGUGUCAACAGUAAUGUAUUGGUGCCAGGACUACGAGGACAAGGUUGGGGAUCUGCUCGCAGUACUGCUAAGCACCAGAUAUCCGGGGACUAGUCCUAAUAAAAGAAAACGCCCUGGGAAACAUAACAUUCCACCAAACGCGCCACCGUCAGCGGAAUUAGUUUUAGGUCACUUAGAACAAAUAAGAGUAUGCUGUGUUGAUCAAAAUGAUAUGUCAAUUUUUAAUAUGGAGUGCAUGCAGAAAGCCUUACAACAAUCACAGUCAAAUAGUAGUGAUAGUUUAAAGAGACAAUAUAGCGAAUUAUUUUUACUGGCUUGGGAGGAUGAACUGCCGAUAUCUAGACGAGCUAGGAAACUGGCGUCCAAUUCAUUACCGAUCAAUCCGAGCUUGCAUUCAUCUAAUGAAGAUAGUGAGGAAGAAGAAAUCGUGAAGCCUAAACAAGCAAAACGUCGAAAGAAAGCCAUAUCGGAUAGCGAUUAACAUAUCUCAUCGAAAAAUCAUGGUAAUUUUAGACACCAAAGUGCAACUCAACAAUACAAUAAAAUAUAAUAGUUGUAAUUUAAAUAUUAUACGUUACCCCAUUAUUUUGAGAGAAGUGCAAUUCUUAGAGGUAUCCAGGUCAUCCAUUUCAUCAAAUGGCAUCAAUAUAAUGAAAAAAACAUCUAAUUUUGUAGGUAAAUAUUAAUUAAAUUAAAUGAGCCUGAAUUUUGACUUAAUUAGACAAUGCUUACAAAUUACAUGAAUAUUAUCAAAAAUGAUAAAGGAUAGUAGGUAUAUUGUUGGUUUGUAUUUUUUUUUCACAGCAUCCGAUCAGAUUGAUAACUCUAGACACAUAUACCUAUUUAUUGUACGUGAACCGAAUGUCUACAUCAAUAGAUAAUUCUUUCAUGUAUCUAAAAUCUAAAUAUUGACGAAAAAUGCAAAGGUAUUGUUUUUAAAAUUAUAUUUAAAAAAUCAUAGCGAAAUUCAAUUAAUCUUUCAGCUGAUUGGCAUGAUAAUUUAUCUUCAUUUAAAACUCAAGAUCAACCGAUUCAUCAAAAAUCUAUUAAUUAAAAAAUAUACAACCAAACAAACGGCUUGAAAAUGAAGAUUAAAAAAAAACUUGAAAUCUCUCAACUAGGAACUGUAUGCAUUGAUUAUAUUCUGUAUAAUAAUGAGAACACCUUCAGCAGCAGUACUAGCCGUCAUCCUCAUCCGCUUGUGUUUCUCCAUUCUCUCGUUUGGGUUUCGCCGUUUAUCCGCAUGCGUUUUUUUAGUUCAUCCGUUCACAUUUAUAUUUUUGGCUUUGUUUCUCCGUUUAUUGGCGUCUGAUUUUCAGAUUAUCCGCAUCCGUUUUUCAGUUUAUUGGCGCGCGUUUUUCAGAUUAUCCGCACCCGUUUCUCUGUUUGUUGGCGCGCGUUUUUCAGAUUAUCCGCACCCGUUUCUCUGUUUAUUGGCGCGAGAUUUUUCGACUGUCCGCGCGUCACUGCCUUCAUUGGCGUGCUAUUUUCCUACUAUCCCCACCCGUUUCUCUGUUUGUUGGCGCUAGAUUUUUCGACUACCCGCGGGCACUUUUCCCUUCACUGGCGUGCUAAUUUCUGAUUAUCCCCACCCGUUUCUCUGUUUAUUGGCGCGCGAUUUUCAGAUUAUCCACACCUGCUUCUCCGUUUAUUGGCGCAAAAUUUUUCCCUUCAUUGGCGUGCUAUUUUUCGUCUACCCACACCCGUCUCUCUGUUUAUUGGUGGGCGAUUUUCAGAUUAUCCACAACCAUUUUUCCGUUUUUUGGCGCGCGAUUUUCAGAUUAUCCACACCCGUUUCUCCGUUUAUUGGUGCGCGAUUUUCAAAUUAUCCGCACCCGUUUCUCUAUUUAUUGAUUUUGCGUGCGUUAAUGCCUUCAUUGGCGUGCUAUUUUCCUACUAUCCCCACGCGUUUUUCUGUUUAUUGGCGUGCGAUUUUUAGAUUACCCGUACCUACCCGUUUCACCGUUUAUUGGCGCGAGAUUUUUCGACUAUCCGAGCGCAUUUUUCCCUUCAUUGGCAUGGUUUUUUCCUACUAUCCGCAUUCGUUUCUCUGUUUAUUGGCGCGCUAUUUUCCAACUGGAUCCACGUGGGUUUCUCCGUUCAUUAAUGUGCGUGAUUAUUCGUUAUUAUGCAGCCGUCUCUUCCAUUCAGCGACGCACAUUUGUCUGUCCAUACUUGUAUUAUUCAUUCACACGCGUUCAUUUAAAUUCGACAUGAAAUUCUACCUGUGUCGGUGUCUCGUAAGUGUAAACCAAUAUUAAUUCAAAGAUGGCAUUUUCUAAUUAAAUUUUAUAGUGCGAAUCUCAGGCUUCCAAUUUUAUCUAAUUGACUAAAACUUAAUUUUUUAGCAUGUCAUAAGUUCAGUUGCAAUUUUGUGUAUAAGAAAUAAAUUACGUUGUAUUAUGUUUUUCAUUUUAUCAAUAAUUGUAAACUACCGCCGCAAUUAAUAUUACUGUGUAAUAUUAUUAUUGUUACUAUAUAAUAUAAUAAUUUUGCCACAAUCAUGUUAAUUAACUCGAUAGUAUAUACAUUAAUUUGUUUUAUAUGAUGUUGGAGAUAAUGCGAAACAUUGUGUAAAUUAAUAUAGCCUCGUGGCAUCACCAAGAAAAAAAUGCACAAUAUUAUCAAGAAAUUUGGUGAUGGACAAUAUAAUUAAGCCAUGUUUUCAUUGUAAAUUUCGUAUUUAGUUAUUAUUGUAUAAAUACCAUAUUGUUAUACUUUUUUUUUAUCCAUACAUACAUACUAUGUUGGACUUAUUUUAAUUGUAAGGUAUGAGACCAAGAAUUAUAUUCAAAAGAUAUAUUGUAUUGAUGCAAUUUUCGAAAUACAUUUACACUAGGAUCAAUAAAGUAUUUCCCCUAA
Molecule: messenger RNA, 5518 nt
Organism: Bicyclus anynana (squinting bush brown)
Lineage: Eukaryota; Metazoa; Arthropoda; Insecta; Lepidoptera; Nymphalidae
Gene: IntS3
Product: integrator complex subunit 3 homolog
Exons: 5
Coding region: 141-3137 (998 amino acids)
Cellular component (GO): cytoplasm
Source: RefSeq, a predicted model, not a curated record